UUUCAGCAGCUAGCUAACCUUUGGCGAAUCGACGCACACAGCUGACUAACAACAACCACAUCUAAAAUAUGUCAUUUUGAUCAAUUAUCUUUCGUAUGACAAGUCAUUUCGUCUACAUCCAGUAAUUUGCUAGUACAUUAUUUCGAUAGUUAAUAAUCAAUGCACACGCUUAUGUUUUCAGCUAGCUAGCUAGCUAGCUAGGUAACGUAAACUGUCUGUGUUAGCUAGCUAACUACGCGUUAGCCACUGAAGUUAGCUGACAACCGCUCAUACCAUCACCGAUUGACUGGAUAAUCGUCAACAUGGCAAAGCAUAAAACCUCUGAAAAAAAUAAUAUAAUCGAAGUUGAUGAAGUCAGAGAAGAUGGAGAGGAGAUGAAUCCUUUCUCCUUCAAAGAGUUCAUCCGCAGCAAAAACCAGUACCCAGAUAUGAAAGGGGAUCCAGAUGAGAAGAAUUACUCAACGCGAAAGAAGGCAUAUGGGAGCACAUUCCUGGCAGAGGGGGAAUAUACUGCCCCGAAGAGCUUCGAUCAAGACUUCCAGGGUCAGUUUUACAUGGACCACACACCGUUUCCUCAAUUUCUGGAAAAUGACACUAAGGAGGACUGGGCUGGGAGUUACCAGCCAUCAGCCAUCGAGGAGGCACAUGCGUUUGGACUGAGUGGCACUGCAGCAGCAGCAGACAGCAGCACAUACUCUGGUCAGUCCUCCCUGUGCACAGAGGAAGAGGAGACUUCAUCCUCCCUAUGGCAGGUGGAUGAAGAAUUCUCACCAGAGGCCCACCAGUCCAGACGGGCCCCAGUGAAUUAUGAGGGAGAUGACGAGACAUCAAUGGCAGAGCUCACCUACAAGACCAAGAAGAGUAGUACCGAGAAUGGCAAUAGGGAUCAACAAAAGCUGAGGGAGGAAAAUGCGCAGCUCAGGAAGCACAUUAAAGAUCUUGUGAAAAAGUCUGAGUAUGAUGAUCGAAGAAUUCGACACGUCACAGAUGAGUUGCACAAGAGACGAGUGCAGGAGGAGAAGGAGGCUCAGGCUUUAGAGACCAUGGUUCAUUCCGUCGAGCAGAACCUGCAGUUAAUGACCAAACGAGCAGUUAAGGCUGAAAACAUUGUAUCAAAACUCAAACAGGAGCUGCAUCAAUUACAGGGCCAAGUAGAGGGGUACCGGUAUGAGAAUGAGAGACUUCGAGCCGGAGAGACAGCUGCCUUAAAUACAAUGAAACAUAAUGCGCAAGUGGCCUCAGAGUACCUCAACAAAGCAGCACUCAAUGCAGAGACUUCCAUCAAGCAAUUACUUACAAGUGCAGAGAGUCUUUGUCUAGUAUCUCAACUGCUGCAGUCCAUCGACAACCUAUCUGAGAUUCACAAGGAAGGCUGAUGGAGUUUAAAGGACACUAGAGAUUGCAGAUCUAGUACCAUCCAGCAACAAGGAACUGGAAAGCAAUUAUGGUGUGUCACACAACACUCAAAUGAGAAUUUUAAGUUGUGGUGGGUGCACUGAUUUGUGACCCCCCCCCCCCAAAAAAUAGUGCACAUCUUUUUUACUUGUACAUCAUAAAAUGUUUAGUUUUAAAUCACUUUAACAGGCGAUUUGAAAACAAUAUAUACUAACAACAGAUGUAUUUACCACUGAGGCAAAUAUGACUCAAAUAUUGUGAUUAAUAAACAUGUGACUAGACAUCC
Salvelinus namaycush (lake trout) is the source of this 1681-nucleotide messenger RNA. Its product is annotated as endosome-associated-trafficking regulator 1-like. The record is from RefSeq and is a predicted model, not a curated record. Lineage: Eukaryota; Metazoa; Chordata; Actinopteri; Salmoniformes; Salmonidae. Gene Ontology annotation, cellular component: ciliary basal body; midbody; centrosome. The coding region runs from base 303 to 1376 and encodes 357 amino acids. The transcript is spliced from 8 exons. Gene Ontology annotation, biological process: regulation of cytokinesis; positive regulation of cilium assembly; positive regulation of protein localization to cilium.